Zeugodacus cucurbitae (melon fly) is the source of this 1086-nucleotide messenger RNA. RefSeq names its product rab-like protein 3. NCBI's taxonomy places the organism in Eukaryota, Metazoa, Arthropoda, Insecta, Diptera, Tephritidae. The transcript is spliced from 3 exons. Gene Ontology annotation, molecular function: GTPase activity. Bases 183 to 893 code for a protein of 236 amino acids. Gene Ontology annotation, cellular component: endomembrane system. Gene Ontology annotation, biological process: intracellular protein transport. The record is from RefSeq and is a predicted model, not a curated record.
UUGUAUUUGCCUUGGUGGCAGAAAACCAGCUGAUUAUGAAUUUUAUUCGCCUUAUGUGUUUAAAACCAAUUCAUAAUUACAUUAAAGCAAAAGCGACAAAAAUUUCGAUGGGAGAAUGCCAAUUUCAAUAAUAAAUAUUAACGAAUCCAAACACUUGUGCACAUAAUUUAUAUAAUUUAUACAUGAUUAUGGCAAAUAACAUUGAAAAAGCGAGAGUGCUUAUAGUAGGAGAUUCAGGAGUUGGCAAAACUUGUUUAACACACUUGAUAGCACACAGUGAAUCAUUAACACGUCCAGGAUGGACUGUCGGAUGCAGUAUAGAAGUCAAGCUACAUGAAUAUAAGGAAGGGACCCCACAGCAAAAACCGUAUUUUAUUGAAUUGUUUGAUAUUGGUGGGUCAUUAAGUCAUAGAAAUACACGAGGUGUAUUUUAUACACCUUUACAUGGAAUUAUUCUAGUUCAUGACUUAACAAAUCGCAAAAGUCAAGAGAAUUUGCGACAUUGGCUCUUCGAAAUACUUAAUAAAGAUGGAAAAGACAUUAAAAGUUUAAGCUGUGAUAAUACAUUUGAUCCAGAACAAUUUGUAGGAUCGACACAACUUCCCAUGUUGGUAAUUGGUGCUAAGCUGGAUCUUUUAGAGGAAAAACGAAAAUCUAAUCAAAUUCAAAAAAUUGGUUCCAUAGAGCAUUGCGCUGCGGAGGAGAUAUGGUUAAAUUGUAGAGAUUCUCGUAGUUUUGCUGCGGGAACAACUGAUGCCGUAAAACUAUCUCGUUUUUUCGACCGUGUAAUUGAGAAGAAAAAUCAUUCACGCGACUCGACCAGUGCAACGACAGAUAGAAGAAAACACGCAAGCUUGGAAAUUGGAAAUAGAAUAAGUUCGCAAUUAACUUGAUUUAAACAAGGACAAAAUUGAUAUAAGGAACUAGUUUAAGAAUGUAUUAUAGUGGAAUUUAUCUAACUCGAAUCACCAUAAUCUACAAAAAAACUUCGAGUUAUAGAAUUUUCAUUAAAACAUACAAUUUUUCAAAAAGCUGUAAAAUAUAGAUUUUUAUCCAGUUUUUAUGUACAGUGUACACAGAUUAAAA